Messenger RNA from Uranotaenia lowii, 4035 nucleotides. RefSeq lists its product as uncharacterized. The record is from RefSeq and is a predicted model, not a curated record. Lineage: Eukaryota; Metazoa; Arthropoda; Insecta; Diptera; Culicidae. The coding region runs from base 229 to 3735 and encodes 1168 amino acids. Gene Ontology annotation, cellular component: nucleus. Gene Ontology annotation, molecular function: DNA-binding transcription factor activity, RNA polymerase II-specific; sequence-specific DNA binding. Gene Ontology annotation, biological process: regulation of transcription by RNA polymerase II. The transcript has 9 exons.
ACAACGAAAAUAAGAAAAAGUUAAAGAAAAGUGGUGAGACGCGUGAAUGUUUGCGCCCCGUGUAAAAUAUCAAAUUACCGCUCUAAUUGCGUAGUUUCAUGUUCAAUUUUUUGUCAAAAGUGAAGUUUUGUGCAUAAAUCUUGUAUUGCACCCAGAAAAGUCGGGAGAAGUGUUGGAUUUUCGGUACAAUUCGCCACCGAAAUCUUGCGUGAGAUUUGAAAAAUCAAUAUGGCGCCUUUGCCGGAAGAUGAAACAGUGACACUGCAGCUAGAUUACUGGGAGGAUGAGUUGAGCCCGGCUCAGAAGGCGGCCUACGAGCGAGCCGAGAAAGAGCAUAAUGAUGUCCGCAAGAAGCUUCAGGAUAUCGUUAAGGAAGCAGGAGGAAAAAAUAUUUUCUCCGGUGAAGUUUUCACGGCGUACCAGGUGCUUGGGCCCGUACCAGGACUUGAACAAAUUUCAAAACCCAUCACAGCGUUGGCCAAGAAAAAGCCACCUCCCUCACCGGCGCCAUCGACCUCUAAAAGAAGCGCCUCACCAGCGACUCUGGAAAGCGACAAAAGAAAAAGCCGCCGGUCGAACUACCGUGUGGAUGAUGACGAACCCGCCGCUGAUUUUGCUCCGGAUGACGAUGACGAAGAGUACAUUCCGCUGUCGAAACGGCUAGAGAUGCGAAAGAAAGAAAAAGCUAGGGAAGCCGCUGCCAAGGAAGCCGCAAAGCGUAAAGAUGACAAGAAAGUUGUGGACAAGAAAGUGGACAGCAAAACCCCCAAGAAACCAGAAAAACCUCAAAGCAUUACGGCUAGCAACGUCCGCCCGACUGAGGCCUCUUCGAUCGGUGGGCUGUUGGUUGGCGGCGAUAAGGAAAAGAAGAAAAUCACCGCCGAGCCAUCGGCAAUCGUUGAUUUGACCAAGGAUGAUCAGGGCAAACAAACGGCUGAUACCAAGGAAAUCUCGUUCAGUAAAAUUCAAGGCAAAACAUUCCCAUCUUUGGUGGUCAUUGCUAGACCAUCACUGCGCUCGUCCGAAAAAGCACCAGCUGAUCGGCCACAACUGGACGCCAAGGUUAAGAAUGUUCUUAUGCAUACAGCCACCAAGUUCACCGAGUGGCUAAUUCAGCAGGGAUUGGUCAAAUCCGAACAGUAUUGCCAGAUUCAUCGUGGCACUGCACUUAAGUUGGGCAUGUAUUCAGAUGCAUCCAAGUUUCCAUAUUCAGGAGGAUAUGUUUGGAUCAGCGAAUGUUGUCCCACACGAUUUACAUCAGUUUUCAAUGGUGCCAUUUUCGAAGGAUCGCCACAUCCGCCAUCUGUGAUUCUGAAGCUGAUCUAUCACUGGAGUUGUCAGACUAACGUUUCUAACGUUGUAAAUUGGGUUAAGGUUGAUAAUCUGUACGUGAAAGGAAUGUACACUUGGCUGCGAUCCGUUUGUACCGUGGCAUUGAGUACUCACAUGAAGUUAAUGGGUGGCUCCGGAAAGAAGAUUGAGGUUGGCGUUAUCUCGCUGGGAACUACUACACAGGACGGACAGCAACGUCAAGUGAAGGUUGAAGUGUUGGGCGUUUUAGAUCCGGAGGCCAAACUUGUCCGACUACGUGCUGUAGAACCACUGAGUGAUGGAGAACGAAAUUAUAAGAAGCGGUUUUCGAAAAUUCUUGAGCCUUUAACUGGAUGGGUACAUCGGGACAGUAUAAUUUUAACAGAUCUUACCGUUGACAAAGGCACACUCAACAACAUGGGUUAUAAAUCAGUACAACAAGUUGCUCCAUCCGAAGCUAACAAUAAGAAUAGCAAUGCCAACAUCAUGGACUAUUUGCGGCGGAUCGUUCCCAGGAUGUUCCAGAACACCCUUUCGCUGUUGUCGCGUCAGAUCAUUCAACAGUUUUUGAACGAACUGGUUUGGCGAGAGUCAUUUGGAAAUUCUCCGGGGCAGGCUUUCGAUAACAUUGUGCAGCACAUUGCGGAGCAGACACGGCUCGAAACCAAGGACAACAUGGUGACCCGUUUGAAUAAGGCUGCUGCUGACCCUUUCAAACAUUGGAUUUAUGCCACGGAAACGUUUACCGCACCCAAACCGACUGGUGCAAAACGGGGACGGAAGCCGAAGGAACAAUCUCCCCCACCGAUUCCGGAAGCCCCAAAAAAGAUUUUGUUGAAAAAAUUAAAGAAAGAGGAGGAGAGCUCUGCAAAAGCUUCACCUCCUGUACCGGCAAAAAAGGUUCGUGUAGCACCGGAAGACAAGAUAGAACUGGUUCCACUGGAAUCAUACUAUUAUGGCCAGACGGAUCCGGUGCCGUCUGCAGUUAAGGAAGGGGCCGAACCGACGGAUUUUAAUGUCACCUGUCCUGAGUGCCCGACAACCUUCCGGAACAACGUAGAUUUUCAAGACCAUCUCUUCCGUCACGCCAAUCCGGUUCCGGACGGUCAAGUACAGUGUCGCUACUGUUUGGAAAAUUGGGCCAACGAGGAAGCUCUUAAGCGCCACACCGUAUUGAUUCAUUCGCUGGAAACGAAGAAUUCGGUUGCUUCCACCUACAACUGCUUGAUUUGCGAGCAACGUUUCGGAAACACCCAUAUGCUGGCAGUUCACAUGCAAAAGUUGCACGUUCAGCUGGAACUGCCUUACAAAUGUGCUGGUUGCGACUACAAAUCAUCGUCUCACCAUUUAACUGUAGACCAUUUCUACAAAAAGCACAACCAAUCCGGUUUGAUCCAGUGCCCGUUCUGCUUGAAGAUGGCUUUAGUUUGCAACGGGGAUGGACCGAUCGCCGAAAAUGUGAGCGACUUUAUGAAGCACAUGAAGGCUCAUUUCAAUAAGGCGAUUGCUAAGAAAUGUGCCAAAUGUGCGCUGACCUUUAUUUCCCGUGGUCCAAUGAAGAUGCAUGGCUUGUUCGAACACGUGAUCACCAAGCUGGAAAGCGGUGUCAAGUCUAUUACUAAAACAUUGACCAAUAUUCCGAAGCCAAAGCAUAAGCCAGUUGUUCAAAAGGAACUAACGACAUUCAAAACGUUGGAAUCCUACGGUAACCUAGUUCUCAAUAUGUCAUGCGGCAAAAUAUGUCUCGAAUGCGACAGCGACUUUGAUGAAGAUAAUCAUAUUAUUGGCUUAUUGAAAUGCCUCAAAUGCACUUAUAAAACGGCCUGCCUGACAUCGAUGAUUGGUCAUACCACAUCAUGCAAUCCGAAUUCGAUUGCCGACUAUUCCGUGUCGCAAUUGGAUGUGGAAAUGCAUUGCAUUUGUGGAUUUUCUUCUUCGGAUGGAAACGCUCUGGCCCGUCAUUUGGUAACUUGCGAUCGGAAGAGUGUCUACCCAACGGUCGAAGCUUGCCAGGAAAAUACUGUCAAGCGAAACAUGCUCGAUAUGCUAGGAUUGGUUCGCCGUGACGAUGAAACCGAUGAAGCAGUUACCGAAAACCAAUCUUCAGGGCAGGACAAUCAGCCGGAAGUCCAAACAGAACAACAAUCGGUUCCGGGAGAAGGAACCGAUCAACAACAGCACAAUGCAGGGUACUCUGGUGAUGCCGGAACUUCCGUUGCUUAUGACCCAUCGCAAUCGUUGUACAAUAUUGCUGGAACUGGCAACGAACAGUUCAAUACUCAGCUAUCGCUGGAUGACUUGGGACCACCGUCGGUUUUGGCCCAACAGGAGAACGACAGAACUCCACAGCUUAAGGAUGAUUAUCAAUCUUUGGCCACUCCACGUGUUCCUCACAUGGAUGCUGAUCAAGGAGAUUAUGACUAAAGGAACGCGUGGCGAUAAAUUGUGGUUCGUAAGGUAAGCGAAUUCUUUACAUUGACUUCCGAUUGUAAAUUAUCCAUUAUAUCUCAUGGCAUGAACAACAAAGGGAUAAGCGGUCUUUCUAUUGUCAAUAUUCUCAGCUUUUCUGCGGAAAUCUUAUCAAUAAGACAAAUUAUUGAAACUAAACCUACAAGAUUUAAAAAAUAUACCCAAUCUUUAUAAAUGAAUAUUUUAUUUUCAUGAACCAUAUUUUUCGUUAUAUUGAAGGCGCGUAAGAUGAUUAAAUAUAAACAUUUCUCUUAA